GGAGCUCAGUUGAAGGGUCAGGACAGCUGAGGAAGUGGGCCGUCUCAGGGUUCAGCUGGUGUGGACUGACUGUGCUUCUGAAUCCUCUUUCCAGGCUUGUAACUACAGCUACUCCGCUACAAAGGAGAUCAACUUUUGUUUGAUUUGAAGCCCCUGAAAGGCUCCUCAGACCCUCCCAUCCAGGAACAAUGGCGCUACCCAUUAAUCCCAUGGAUGAACCCAGAAUGUACCAGCAGACGUUGCUUCAGGACGGCCUGUACGACCUGCUGGAGAACGACAAGCUGGUCGACUGUACGCUGAAGAUCAAAGACAAGGAGUUCCCCUGCCACCGGCUGGUCCUGUGCGCCUGCAGCUCCUACUUCCGCGCCAUCUUUCUGUCUGAUCUAGACGAGAGCAAAAAACGAGAAAUUAUCUUGGAGGAUGUAGAGCCGGGUGUCAUGGGGCUGAUCCUAAAGUACCUUUACACCUCCAAAAUCAACGUGACAGAGCAGAACGUCCAGGACAUCUUUGCAGUGGCUAACAUGUACCAUAUCCCUUCAAUUUUCACUGUGUGUGUGUCUUUCCUCCAAAAGCGCCUGAGUCUAAGCAACUGUCUCGCUAUCUUCAGACUUGGCCUGAUGCUGGACUGUCCCAGGUUGGCUGUAUCUGCUCGAAACUACGCCUGCGAGCGCUUCCAGCUCAUCUCCAGAGAUGAGGACUUCCUGCAGUUGCUCCCGAGUGAGCUUGCAGCCAUUUUAACAAACGACAACCUGAACGUAGAGACGGAGGAGUUGGUGUAUGAGGCCUUGAUGAACUGGGUCGCCCGGGAUGCUGAAAGCAGAGAGAAAGAGCUACCAGGUUUGCUGGAUUGUGUUAGAUUGCGUUUGGUCAGCGAGGAUUUCCUGAAGGAGAAAGUGGAGAGAAACAAAAUGAUCUGUUCAAACUCAGAGCUGCAGCAAAAAGUCCAACUGGUGAAGGAUGCACAUGCAGGGAAAUUUCCUGAGGUUAAAAAAAGUAAAAGCAAAACGGAAGAUGCUGAAGCAGAGAAAGAUGGAGAAAAUGAAGAAAAUGAGGAGGAAGAAGGUCUUCUCCCGGGCAUCCUGAAUGACAAUCUGAGGUUCGGAAUGUUUGCCAGGAACCUGAUCAUGAUGGUGAACGACACGGGCGCUGUGGCCUACGAUCCGACUGGCAACGACUGCUAUGUAGCGUCGCUUUCCACACAGAUCCCCAAGAACCACGCCAGCCUGGCCACCAAGGAGAACCAGGUCUUUGUGGCAGGAGGAUUUUUUUAUGAUGAACUGAACAAAGAGGAUCCACUUAGCUCGUAUUUCCUGCAGUAUGACCCGGUUAGCGCUGAUUGGCUGGGGAUGCCUCCCAUCCCGUCUCCCCGCUUCCUGUUCGGGAUGGCCGAGGCCAUGAACUCCAUCUUUGUGUUGGGUGGGAGGGAACUGAAGGAGCAGGAGCAAACGCUGGACUCUGUUUUGAUAUAUGACAGAGAAUCUUUUAAAUGGAGUGAAUCAGAGCCAAUUCCUUACCCAGUCUAUGGACACCAAACAAUAUCCCACAAUGAUGUAAUUUAUGUCAUUGGAGGAAAAGGAGAUGACAUGAAUUGUCUGAAGAAGAUUUCCGCGUAUGACCCUUUGAGGUUUGAAUGGAAGGAGCUCGCGCCCAUGAAGAUUGCACGUUCUUUAUUUGGAGCCACUGUUCACAAGGACAAAAUAUACGUGGCAGCAGGAGUCACAGACACCGGGCUAACGGAUACUUUGGAGGUGUACGACAUCGCUACCAACAAAUGGUCAGACUUUGGAGUAUUCCCUCAGGAGCGUAGCUCUUUAAAUUUGGUGUCUCUGGCUGGUGCGCUGUACGCUGUAGGAGGGUUUGCUAUGAUGCCUUUAGAGGACAGUGAGGAGACGGUUCCCAAAGAGAUGAAUGACAUCUGGAGGUAUGAUGAGACAGAGAAGAAGUGGAACGGCAUCCUCAGAGAGAUCCAGUACGCUUCAGGGUCCACCAUCCUAGGGGUCCGCCUCAACACCUUGCGUCUCACCAAGUUGUAAAACCUGUGAAACAGUACUUCACAGGAGUCAUGGUGACAUUAAAACGUCACCGAGUGAAUGUGAGGAGUCAUCUAUGAUCACUUUAUUUGAUUGUAUAUCAUUCUAUAGUAGUUCUUAUUAUCUAAUUGUACUUCUAGUUAAACAUUGGGGUCAAUCUUUUUCAAUUGGAGACUUUUAUAUGUGUUUUAGUGGUUUUGUUGAGAUUGUUAAAUAAAUUGUUGAGAUUGUUAAAUAAAUUCAUCUGUAGCCUGAUGACUUUUUGCACUGUAUGGAAUAAAAUUCAAGUAUUUAAUA
Messenger RNA from Labrus mixtus (cuckoo wrasse), 2327 nucleotides. RefSeq names its product kelch-like family member 40b (gene klhl40b). The transcript has 6 exons. The coding region runs from base 189 to 2033 and encodes 614 amino acids. Gene Ontology annotation, molecular function: protein binding. The record is from RefSeq and is a predicted model, not a curated record. Lineage: Eukaryota; Metazoa; Chordata; Actinopteri; Labriformes; Labridae.